This is a messenger RNA of Perkinsus marinus ATCC 50983, 1407 nucleotides long. RefSeq lists its product as hypothetical. The record is from RefSeq and is a predicted model, not a curated record. NCBI's taxonomy places the organism in Eukaryota, Perkinsozoa, Perkinsida, Perkinsidae. The transcript has 2 exons. The coding region runs from base 1 to 1407 and encodes 468 amino acids. Gene Ontology annotation, molecular function: nucleic acid binding; zinc ion binding.
AUGAUUGCUCAACGCUUGUCUCCUAGCACGUCUGCCUCUUCACCGAAAGUCCCUGAAAAGUCACGGAAUACUACAACGCCGGAGGUGCAACAGGUGGCGACUGUACGAGCUAUGGACUUCAAUGCCCGUCAAGAUGCUUCACAGUUACCAAGUGCUCCAGCGAAGCAGAGUUCCGGACAUCAACCCCAACGGAAAUCUGGCCAACAUGGCUUCAAGAAAUGCUUCACGUGUGGUAAAGGUGACCAUUUAACGAAGCAAUGUCCGCUGAGGAGAUGCUGGAAUUGUCUCAGUGUUGGUCAUUCGGCAUCUGAAUGUCCAAAGUCCGCCCCUACUAUUACCACUACUGCCAAGACCGAUUCUAGAGCGGAGGCAGUGAGGACGGUUGGGUCGACAGAGGCGACAGUUCAGAGUGUUGAUCAAGGUGAGACUGUUAUUCUUCCAUCACGCAGUGUUGUCAUUCGUGCGUGGGGUGAUGGUGACAAAUUGGAUGGUGGAAUAUUGACUGCGACUUAUGGUGGGAAAAUUGUAUUGAGGGGCUUGGUGGAUACUGGUGCUACCGAUGCCCUGUUAUCGAGGACUGUAUAUGAUCAGAUUCGUGAGCAUUGCCCUGGAGUUGCACCACUGAUACCGUGCCAUGCUACGGCUUUACUAGCUAAUGGCACUACUGAGGAGGUCGAAGGCAUAGUGAAGCUUGACCUCAUUUUCUGUGAUCGGGUCAUCACACAUGAAUUCUAUGUUAUUAGGGAACUGCAACCGGGUAUUAUUUGGGGUCUACGUCUGUUGGGACGUGUCGGAGUCACAAUUGAUAUAGGUGACUCGACCAAGGGACUGUGUAUUACUACUCGGGUGAAGAGUCUACCGAAGGAAGAGAGCCUUGAUGUUACCGAACCUGGAAUCAUUGCCAACGUACAUGCUGACUCCAAGGAGAUUGCGGUUCGUAGAGUGAGUGGUGUAUGUUGUGCUCUUUCCUUGGAAGAAGCGGCCCCUCUCCUAGGUGAUACUAGUGAUGAUCCACUUACGAGUCCGCUUGACACUGCUGUUGUACGUUCUUUCGCUUCUCCGAGUUGUGAGGAAAUGGAGUUCGACUGGCGGCCGAUACCGGCAGCACCAGAAUAUGAUUAUCGGGUAAGGCAUGCCAAGGAGACUGACAUCCUCGACUUGCCGGGCGAACAGGAGUAUGUUUGUGAAAUCAGAUGGCCUCCUUUGAAGUCCCAUAUUGGUGGUGUUCAAGCAGACUAUGGUAAAGCCAUGAUUGCUCGAUUAAGUGAGAGUCAGAGGGAUCUAUUGGAGAAGGAGGUAGCCAACUAUCUUGCGCAUCGUUGGUGGGAACGCUCUCCACCACCUGAUGCUGCUGGCUCUACCCCUUCCACUGAUCCUACAAUCUUUACUGAAGUCGACGAAGCUUAG